AUGGAGUUUAUUGCCGCAGGUGUAUCCUGGGCGCUGGGUAAGGCCCCCUCGCCGCAGAAGAUUCUGGGUCGUCUUGGUCUCGCAUCACUGGUUAAGCAGAAUUCAUGGCCUGAAUUAUCCGCAAGGCUUUCACCUCAAGCAUCGAUCGUAUUGCCCGAUGACUCGGCAUUUGGUGGUCUUGUUAGUAGAUGGCGGGAUUGGCAUGGGCCCCAGCCUGGAGCAGUCGUGAGAACUUUCUCAGAGAGUGACGUGCAAGAAACUAUAAGAUACGCGAACCAGCAUGGUAUCCCGUUUCUUGCUAGAUCGGGUGGCCAUGGAGCGACCGAAGCACUGCAGUUGGCCAAGGAUGUUAUUGUGGUGGACCUGCGAGACCAAAAUGAUGUCGAGAUUGCGGAGGAUGGGAAAUCUGCGAGGAUUGGUGGAGGCGCGAGUGUGAAGAAGGUUGUAAAUGAGCUUUGGGCAGUUGGAAAGCAAACAGUCACCGGCAUCUGUGAGUGCGUCGGUGUCUCGGCGCCCGUUCUCGGAGGCGGCCAUGGUUGGUUACAAGGCCAAUACGGUCUUGCAUCAGACCAGGUCAUUUCUGCACGAGUUGUGCUCCCCAACGGGGACGCAGUGACGGCUUCCGAGGAGUCAAACCCUGACUUGUUCUGGGCUUUUCGCGGAGCAGGACAUAACUUUGGCAUUGUGACCGAAUGGCAGUACCGAAUCUACGACAUCAACAACCCCAAGUGGUCUUACGAGAUCUUCAUCUUCCUUGGAGAUAAACUGGAGGAUGUUCUGGAGUUGACGAAUAAAAUGAUGAAGACCCAGCCGCCGUAUUUGACGCACUGGAUUUACAUCGUCAACAUUCCUGAGAUUGAUCGUGACAAGCCAAUUAUCUGGUACGCUGUCAUCUCAGAUGGCGCAGCCCAAGAAGCGCGAGACUAUGCAAAACCACUUCACGAACUUGGCCCCAUCAACGUCAACGCUGGCGAAGCUUCAAUGCCUGAGUUAGCCGCCAUCACGCUUAUGAGCGACGAUAGCGUCGGAUGCGCAAAAGGCUUCACCGGCCUCCGAUACCCAAUCGGCCUCAAGACCUACGAUCUCUUGGCCGUACGAAAGGUCUUCAACGAGAUCGCCGAUAUGUCGAAACGUGUUCCCGAGUUCGCUGGUUCAUUCUUCCUUCUUGAAGGGUAUUCCACCCACGGCGUCAAGGCAAUUGAUGCAAAGAAUUCUGCUUUUCCCCACCGCGAUGAUGAGAUUCUCGUCACUCCUUACAUUCUUUACAAGCCCAAUACGACACUGGAUGGGCUUGCGCAGGAGCAUGGUGAGAAAUUGAGGAAGCAUUUGCUAAAGGCCAGUGGAGACCCAGAGCAUCUACGCGCAUACGUCAACUACGCUCACGGCUUCGAGUCUCUUGAGGAAAUGUACGGCCACGAGCCCUGGAGGAUCGAAAGGCUCAAGGCCCUCAAAAAGAACCUCUUCGAGCAACGUUAUCGUGCAGUUCCUGUCGACAACGAAAGUACGCCGUCUAUUCUUGGCACCGAUGACGAUGCUGACGAGAUACCCAGACUGAAAUGUGAUCGCGAUGAGCCAUGUAGCAAUUGUGUUGCGAGAAAUGUCUCGUGUCAAUAUGCGCCAUGGCCACGAGGUCGUGUUGCUGCUCAGAGAAGAGAUAGCAGGCAGAAUGAUCUGAGUGACCGCGUCCGCCAUCUUGAGCAACUUCUCGGCUCUAUUGUUCAACAGCUUCCAGCUCAGCAGGGGACGUCCAAUGGAUCACCCAGUAUCAAGAGCCCGACUAGUACUUAUGUUGCCACAUCUCAUGUUACAGGGUCCCAGCAAGGAUCUCAUCACUCUUCUCAGGAAGGCUCUGAGGUCAAGCCUGGUAGGAUGAUGGCGAAUCCGAAUGAGACGAUCUAUGUUUCUAGCAGUCACUGGUCUGCUAUUUGCCACGAGGUUGAGCAUAUUCGCGAGCAUCUGGACGAAAGCCACGAAGCGAGUGAUCUGGGCAUUGUCGAUCAAGCCCAAAGUCAAGUACCGCUACUUCUGGGGCCCGGAAGAGUCGCCCCGAGCCUUGAAGAUAUCCUCGCGGAUGUCCCUCCGAAGCACAUCACGGAUAGACUUGUAUCCCGGUAUUUCACCUCGACUCAGCCAUCCAUCUUGAUCACCCAUUCGGGAGAGUUUGAAGGCGAGUACAAACGCUUCUGGAAUGACCCCCAUUCCGUGUCUGUUCAGUGGGUUGGGAUGCUCUUCGGAAUUCUGGCCACUGGAACUUUCUUGUACAUCCGAUCACAGGAUGAGCUCCCGGGAGGAAUGGGUUCGCCUCUUGAGGUCGCAGAGUCCUUUCAGCAAAGAUGUACCGACUGUCUUAUUCUUUCCAAAUACUCCACAGCGCCGGGUAAGUAUACUCUAGAGACUCUGCUUUUCAAUAUCCACGGUGAAUUCGUGCGCCGUCGAGACGCUCAUCUCGGUGUGUGGAUCCUUACCGGUAUUGCCAUUCGUUUGGCGAUGCGAAUGGGAUACCAUCGUGAUCCCGAUAACUAUCCUCGGAUUUCACCAUUCCAUGGCGAGAUGAGGCGUCGUGUAUGGGGUGUUCUCCAACAACUUGACAUUCUGACUUCUUGUCAACUGGGCUUACCGUCGCUUAUCCAGGAGUCCCAGUGCGAUACCCGUCUCCCCCGAAACAUCAACGAUGAAGACUUUGGUCCUGAGUGUACGCAGCUUCCUCCACCAAGGCCUGAGACAGAAGGUACUGGCGUUCUAUACACCCGUGUCAAAGUCAAGAUGAUGACCAUCUUUCGAACGAUCUUCAACCAGGUCUCACUUGGCAAGACGGAAGACUACAACGAGAUCAUGGCUCUCGAUCAGAAGCUUCAUCAAGUGCAUCAGUCCAUGCCCACUUGCUAUAAGAUAGCCAAGUUGGAAGAUUGCUUCAUGGUCCCGCCGUAUCUCCUCAUUCGGCGAUACAACCUUGAGCUUCUCUUCCAAAAGGCUAGGUGUACACUGCAUCGCCAUCACAUGACGAAGGCAUACCAUGAUCCCAAGUACAACUACUCCAGAGCAGCUUGCGUUGACUCAGCUAUGACAGUUCUUGGACAUCAAGCUAGCAUCCUGAAGGAGGUCCAAGUCGGUGGACUGCUGUAUAAUGAUAGGUGGUUCCUCACAUCUCUCGAGAGACAUGACUUCUCGCUGGCGUCCAUGGUCGUCUGCGUUGAACUUGGCAUGCCACCCGAGCAGCAGAACCCAGAGCUCGUGGGGUAUACUCGAGAGAGUAUGAUCGACGCUCUCAAAACCUCGCAGGCAUUUUGGGCAGCUAUCAAGGCGGUCUCUGUUGAGGCAAAGCAAGCGUAUGAUAUGCUGACGGUGAUGUUGAAAGCUGUUACGACUGGUUCAAAGGAUGAGUCAAUGCCACCAGCUGUAAACCAAGAAAAUGCCCCAGCAUACAAUGGCAACGGCAAUGGGCACAUGAACGGGCAAGCUAACACGAGCGAGACUCCUUUCUCGACAGAAUUUCAGGGCAUUGAGGCCAUGCUGAACAGUUCAGAUGGUGUAGACUGGGAUAUGUGGGAAUCACUGGUUCACAUGCCUGAAGACUUCUCCCAAUAUGAAAUGCCAGAGGAACUCUGA
This is a messenger RNA of Fusarium tjaetaba, 3606 nucleotides long. Its product is annotated as transcriptional regulatory. Gene Ontology annotation, cellular component: nucleus. The transcript is spliced from 10 exons. The record is from RefSeq and is a predicted model, not a curated record. Bases 1 to 3606 code for a protein of 1201 amino acids. Gene Ontology annotation, biological process: regulation of DNA-templated transcription; DNA-templated transcription. Gene Ontology annotation, molecular function: zinc ion binding; DNA binding; FAD binding. NCBI's taxonomy places the organism in Eukaryota, Fungi, Ascomycota, Sordariomycetes, Hypocreales, Nectriaceae.